Messenger RNA from Boleophthalmus pectinirostris (great blue-spotted mudskipper), 2223 nucleotides. RefSeq names its product aldolase C, fructose-bisphosphate, b (gene aldocb). The transcript has 9 exons. NCBI's taxonomy places the organism in Eukaryota, Metazoa, Chordata, Actinopteri, Gobiiformes, Gobiidae. Gene Ontology annotation, biological process: fructose 1,6-bisphosphate metabolic process; glycolytic process. Gene Ontology annotation, molecular function: fructose-bisphosphate aldolase activity. The coding region runs from base 152 to 1243 and encodes 363 amino acids. The record is from RefSeq and is a predicted model, not a curated record. Gene Ontology annotation, cellular component: cytosol.
GCAGUGGAUCCGUGACGCGCCGGGUAGGUCCGCCCCCGGGGUUUUGUAAAGGGUCACGUUGCGCUGCAGCAGGGAAACAGAAGACUUCUGCAUCUCUACCGCACCGUUCACACACCUGCACGAUCUGCUCCGUCACCAAUCCGCAGCCACCAUGACUCACCAGUAUCCCGCACUGACUCCUGAACAGAAGAGGGAGCUGCAGGACAUUGCUCAGAGGAUAGUGGCACCUGGGAAGGGCAUCCUUGCAGCUGAUGAAUCCACUGGCAGCAUGGCGAAGCGUCUGAACCCUAUCAAUGUUGAGAACACAGAGGAGAACAGGCGCCGCUACCGCCAGCUGCUGUUCACAGCUGACGAGCGCAUUGACAAAUGCAUUGGAGGAGUCAUCUUUUUCCAUGAAACCCUUUACCAGAACACGGAUGAUGGCGUUCCAUUUGCCAAGCUGAUCAGAGACCGUGGCAUUGUUGUUGGGAUUAAGGUAGACAAAGGUGUUGUGCCCCUGGCAGGAACAAAUGGAGAAACCACUACUCAAGGUUUGGAUGGCCUGUCUGAGCGCUGUGCCCAGUACAAGAAAGAUGGAGCAGACUUUGCCAAGUGGCGCUGUGUGUUGAAAAUCUCCGAUACAACACCAUCUGACCUGGCUAUCUUUGAGAAUGCCAAUGUGCUGGCAAGAUACGCUAGCAUCUGCCAGCAGAAUGGUAUUGUUCCUAUUGUGGAGCCAGAGAUUCUUCCUGAUGGGGACCACGACUUGAAGCGCUGCCAGUAUGUCACUGAGAAGGUUCUAGCUGCUUGUUACAAAGCUCUGUCUGACCACCAUGUGUACUUGGAGGGGACUUUACUCAAGCCCAACAUGGUAACUCCUGGACACUCCUGUCCCACUAAAUACUCCAGUGAGGAGAUUGCCAUGGCAACAGUUACUGCCCUUCGUCGCACUGUGCCCCCUGCUGUCACAGGAGUGACUUUCUUGUCUGGUGGACAGUCUGAGGAAGAGGCUAGUGUGAACCUAAAUGCCAUUAACACCUGCCCUCUCACCAAACCAUGGGCUUUGACCUUUUCUUACGGCCGUGCCCUUCAAGCCUCUGCUCUGAAUGCAUGGAGAGGAGAGCUGAGCCAAGAGAAGGCAGCCACUGAAGAAUUUAUCAAGCGUGCUGAGGCCAAUGGCUUGGCAGCUCUUGGAAAGUAUGAAUCUCCUGGAACUGGUGGUGCAGCGGGAAAAUCUCUCUACGUAGCAAACCAUGCCUAUUAAACAUCAAUCUACCACAUUCAUUGUGGCCUAUCAAUAGUCUUAUACUGUAUUCACUCAGCUUUUCCCCUCACUCCUCCAUCAAUUACAGGCCUGCGCUGUCUACUGUACUUUAGAGUUGUAAGAUUAAAAUUAUUAGAUGUAUGUAUUUAACAUCAUUAAGAUAAGAUUUUCCACUAAAAGAUGUAGACUUAAUUUAUUGUUUGCUUGACCAGUCAAAUUAACUUUAACUUUUAAAAACAAUUCAUGAAACAAGUGAAAGUGUUUUCUGUCUUUGACAGAUUUUCCAUUGAGGUGAGAAUGUAGAGGCAGACUAAUUUAAUCAUCAUACACUCUGGCUCAGCACCUUUUACCCCUUUCCUGCCUAUCGGUAUUGGGUCAUUCCCAAAAGGCUGGAGUUUGCAUAUUGUGUUAGUGUAUUGCUUCUGUAAGAAUGCAGUGUUUGGUCAUCUUCAAUUGUGCUACACUGAUAAAGCCCUGACAUGGGACCAAUGAUCAUAAGCGGCAACACAACCAUAUAUAUAAAUAAAUAAUAUUUGCAAAGGGACAAAAUAUGGCAAAGAACAUGUGGUACGGACUGAAAUUUAAGAGUAACUUUGCAUUCCUCAUUGUAUUGUCGGACAGUUGUAGCUGAAGUAAUAGGAGGACUGAGAUGCCCUACACAUUUUUGUGCUGACAAACUUUUGAACGCCAGCAGGUGGAGAAACGUCUCUUCAAUUAUUCCAUUUGCUUUUAAAUUACAGUUGGUGUUGAGUUGUGUAACUGUGUUGAUAUAUUCUGAUGCUGUGUUGCCCCAUCAUGCUUCCCUCAGCCAGGCCCACAUGAAAAUGUAAAGACGGUUUCUGUAACACAGAGAUGGACCAAAUCAAGGGGUUGGCUGCAGGGAAACAGUCACUGCUGUGUUGGACUAUGAUAUGUGAUAUUUGAUGUUAAUGUGUCUGUAGUAAAUAAAAAAUAAAAUAACUCAAAUAAAUGCUUAAAAA